Messenger RNA from Dibothriocephalus latus, 474 nucleotides. The record is from the annotation of a GenBank genome assembly. Lineage: Eukaryota; Metazoa; Platyhelminthes; Cestoda; Diphyllobothriidea; Diphyllobothriidae.
CUGUACCGGUCUUUUAUUCUUGAUUUAUUCUUUUCAAGGGUGGUUGCGGAGUCCCUAAAAUCGGGAAAAUCUGUCAUCCCUGUGACAUAUCCUUCAGUUUCCAUCUACUUUAGUGAUAUCGUUGGUUUCACUACAAUUUCUGCCAUGUCAACACCCUUGCAAGUCGUCAAUCUGCUGAAUGAACUGUACACCAUGUUUGAUGAUACGAUUGACGCCUACGACGUGGAAACAAUCGGAGACGCCUACAUGGUUGCAUCCGGACUGCCGAUUCCCAAUGACGAACGACAUGCAAGCGAGAUUGCAAUUAUGGCAUUAGACCUGUUGAGCCAUUGUGGAACAUUUACCAUUAGCCACCUACCAAACGUGCCACUGAGGAUCAGAAUCGGACUGCAUUCUGGUAGGCUGGGAAUAUCAUCUACAUUUGUUCAGUUUCUUAUUAUACAUGAUAAACAAGUUAUUAUUUAUGUCCGUUAA